GAACUCCCACUUGCCGCACGCCCUCCCAGUAACGGCGCUCACCAUUCGUCAGAUGGCUUCUUGGCUCUACCAAUGGGAGGCUCCAUUGUUAGAGCCCCGCCCCCGAGCCCUGUCAUGGCCGCGUCCAGGGUUCCUACUUGCGCAGGAGACCGGGAUGCUAGGGUUUUUGUCGGCGCGACAAGCCGGAUUGGACGACCCUCUUCACCUACGAAGAGCGGAGUCCACACGAAGGGUUUUGGGACUGGAGUUAAACAAAGACAGAGAUGUUGAAAGGAUCCACAGCAAUGGAGUUAACAGCCUGGACAUUGAACCUGUUGAAGGGAGAUACAUGUUAUCAGGUGGUUCAGAUGGUGUGAUUGUACUUUAUGAUCUUGAGAACUCCAGCAGACAACCUUGUUACACAUGUAAAGCAGUGUGUUCUGUUGACAGAUAUCAUCCUGAUGUUCACAAAUAUAGUGUGGAGACUGUACAGUGGUAUCCUCAUGACACUGGCAUGUUCACAUCAAGCUCAUUUGAUAAAACUCUGAAAGUAUGGGAUACAAACACAUUACAAACUGCAGAUAUAUUUAAUUUUGAAGAAACAGUUUAUAGUCAUCAUAUGUCUCCAGUUGCCACUCAGCACUGCUUGGUAGCAGUUGGUACUAGAGCGCCCAAAGUACAACUUUGUGACUUAAAGUCUGGAUCCUGUUGCCACAUUCUACAGGGUCACAGACAAGAAAUUUUGGCAGUUUCCUGGUCGCCACGUUAUGAUUAUAUCUUGGCAACUGCAAGUGCUGACAGUAGAGUAAAAUUAUGGGAUGUGAGGAAAGCAUCAGGAUGUUUGAUUACUCUUGAUCAGCAUAAUGGGGAAAAGUCACAAGCUGUUGAAUCAGCCAACACUGCUCAUAAUGGGAAAGUUAAUGGCUUAUGUUUUACAAGUGAUGGGCUUCACCUGCUGACUGUUGGUACUGAUAAUCGAAUGAGGCUCUGGAAUAGUUCCAAUGGAGAAAACACACUAGUGAAUUACGGAAAAGUUUAUAAUGACAGUAGGAAAGGAUUGAAAUUCGCCGUCUCCUGUGGCUGCAGUUCAGAAUUUGUUUUUGUACCAUAUGGUAGCACCAUUGCUGUUUAUACAAUUUACUCAGGAGAACAGAUAACUAUGCUUAAGGGACAUUAUAAAAGUGUUGACUGCUGUGUAUUUCAGUCUAAUUUCCAGAGACAGAGACACAGUCAAGAUUUUAAUCCAGUUGGGACCUCAACCAGAUCACAUUUAAAUCCAGCAUUUGAAGAUGCCUGGAGCAGCAGCGAUGAGGAAGGAUGAAUGUCAAUCCUAAGUACCUUUGUGUCUCUAUUAAUGAAAAUUUUAAAAUGGA
Molecule: messenger RNA, 1352 nt
Organism: Myotis brandtii (Brandt's bat)
Lineage: Eukaryota; Metazoa; Chordata; Mammalia; Chiroptera; Vespertilionidae
Gene: ERCC8
Product: excision repair cross-complementation group 8
Exons: 13
Coding region: 53-1300 (415 amino acids)
Biological process (GO): protein polyubiquitination; transcription-coupled nucleotide-excision repair; proteasome-mediated ubiquitin-dependent protein catabolic process
Cellular component (GO): Cul4A-RING E3 ubiquitin ligase complex; nucleotide-excision repair complex
Molecular function (GO): protein binding
Source: RefSeq, a predicted model, not a curated record